UUACGAAAACCUACAAAGUUUUCGUUUUUUUCUUUCUGAUUACAAAAUUAUGCUUCAACAAUUUAUCACGCUCGAUCUUCAACAUUCCCCUCAACCAACUGACUCCUUUGUUAGGUGAUUGGUUGGAUUUCCUAUACAAUAAAUAAUAGAAGAGCUAAAAGAAGGUUUAUUUUCUCUGGGACAGUAUUUUUACCUUAUAAUACGGCAACGGGACUUCGACGGGCGGCCGGAUAUUUUUGAAUACGCACAGGUGCCAAACGAUUUGGAACAAUAUGCAGGAUCCGAUCGGUUCGAAUUUAGAAGCAUUGAAGCUACAAUCCGACAAUGCGGAAUUGGCAAAGGCAUACUGGUCGAUUGGUAAUUAUUCACAGGCAAUUUUCCACGCAAAAAAAUCGGUAUUACACAAACCUACAGAUUGGUUAUGGAUCGACUCCGUUAUCACAGCGUUCAUGAAUCCAAAUUACAAUUACUACAACGAAGCAUUAGAAGUAUUGGAUGCCGUGAUUAACAGGUUAGAUACAAUAAAACACACGAUACCAAAUACCGAGUGGAAUCAAAUACAAUCAUUAUAUCGACGGCGAGCAUUGGUUAAGCAAUAUCUUAACAGAUACGAGGAUUCUAUUGAAGAUCUCAUAAAUAUUAUCGUAGUAGCUUGUGCAAAUUUUCAAUUUGUAGAUUUAAUAGAUCAUAUACUAGGAUGUUGCAACUUUUAUGGCUAUUGCAUACAAAAUUACGUGAAUGUUCAGCAAACUGUUACUUUAUUAAACGGUUUACAACCUCAUUCUUUCGUAAAUUCUCCUAUACCAAGUUUCUUCAUGGAUCCUGAUUUUGUUCUCGGGGGUUUAUUACCUUACCUAUUCCCAUUUGCUCAUGGAUAUCUGCCUGGUCACACUUUUAUAAUUAGUUUACAUGAUCGUGAGUAUGCACAAAAAGAUGCCGCUUUAGGAUUCCUUGAAAUUUCAAAGGCAUUUGAAGCAGAUCCAGUAAAAUGUUCAAAAUUUUUAAAUGCAACACCAAUGCGAUCAAUAUCUUUACUUCUGUUAUAUAUGUCAAUUGCAACAUAUCCAACAACUGAGUCAUUUCUUUUUCUUGCAGAAGUAUUGACUAAAAUUUCUGAUUCAGUUACGAUGGGUCAAGAAAUCCUUGAUGGACCAAAUUUAGCUUUGAAAUUUUUAUACAAGGCAGUUUUUUUUGAUCCCAAUAAUCCAGAUAUUUAUAUGGCGAUGGCGGAUAUUUACUGGCGCCAAAAUAAUUUAAUCGAGGCUACUUUUAUUUAUCAAAAGAUAUACGGAAGAAACAAACCCCACGAUGAAGAAAUAACAAGAAGAUACGUUUUAGGAUGUAAUGUUACUGGAGAAAAAUGCAGGAGUGAAGGAAGAUGGGAAGAGGCUUUAAGACUAUUUGAAACUGCUUACACAAUCAAUCCAGAUAACACUGAUGCUUUGACAUUUUAUUCGCAAGCGCUCAAUUCAGUUUGCGAUUGGUCAAAACGGGGUGGUGUUGGAGUCUUCUAUGUAGAUCAAUGCAAUACAUUGAUGUUCUCUAACAUUCCUAAAAAAGUCGGAAUGAUGGGAAGAGUAUCUGAUGUUGUUGACAACUUUAUAAAGGAGGGGGCAAAGUUUGGUGAAGGAAUUAUUCAACAAUUUGGAGGGUUGCAUAAACUCUUCAAUUUUCUUUGCGUUGGACUUAAUUCCGAUGACCCAUGCUAUAAAUGGUUAAAAGCAAGGGCUGAUUUGAUAGCUUCUACAAAAAAUCCACCGAGUUUAAAAAAUGAAGGCGGGUUUAUAUUAAGACUUAUUAACAAAUUAACACGUCGUGUGCAACAUCGUUGGUACAUUGAAUAUUAUGGGAAUCAAAUUAUUUCACAGACUUCUCAGGUAGCAAUUUGUAAAAGUGGUGAUAAAUAUAAUGAAAAAUAUCUUCGUCCAAAAGUUCCACCCGGUUUACCACAACCUUCGCCAAGUCCUGUACAGCCAUGGUAUACAUUUACUUAUGAUCUUAGUCCAAAGCAAAUAAGAUUAGUCAGUCACCGUCAAGCAUUACAUAUUGCAUAUGAUGCAUUUACUGCCAAUUGGCUCCCAGAUACCGUUUUUCCUCCACCGCCACCGCCAUCUCCAAGAAUUAAAGUUGGAUAUGUAUCAUUUGACCUAAAAGAUCAUCCACUUGCUCAUUUAAUGCAAUCAGUUUUUGAACUUCAUAACAGACAGCAUUUUGAGAUUUAUGUUUAUGCAUUAAAUCCUGAUGAUGGUUCUGCAUAUAGACAAAAAAUUAUGACAGGUUGUGAUCACCCUAGAGAUUGUAGCGGAAGCUCAACAAAAGAUAUAUGUGAUCAGAUCAUUCAAGAUGGCAUCCAUAUAUUGAUCAACUUAAACGGAUAUACAGCAGGAGACCGUAAUCACAUUUUUGCUGCUAGGCCUGCACCUAUUCAAAUGCAACAUAUGGGCUUUGCAGGUACGAUGGGUGGUCUUUGGACUGAUUAUAAUAUUGUUGAUGAUAUGAUUGUUCCACCUCUGUUGACAAAUGAAGAAGCAUUUAAACGCAAAACAAAACAUCACGUGGGUGAUAUUUGUGAAGAGUUAGAUCCUGAAGAAGAUGAUGAUAAUAUUUGGGUAUACCCUGAGAAAAUUCUCAGCCUUCCAGAUACCUACUUUGUAAAUGAUCAUAAACAAGGAUUCCGUGAUGAUCAACACAUAAGAGGCACAGUUUUUGCAACUCGUGCAGAUAUCCAAUGGACUCUUGAGGAAGACAAACGUUGGAAGAUGCGACAACAACUAUUUCCAGGUGUUCCCGAUGAUUGGGUGAUUUUUGCAAACUUUAACCAAUUAUAUAAAAUUGACCCAGUUAUAUUCAAGGUGUGGUUGGAGAUUCUUGCACAGGUACCUAAUUCUAUCCUAUGGUUAUUAAAAUUUCCUGCGGAUGGAGCCAAGAAUUUGUACAGCACCGCUUUACAAUGGGCUGGUAUAGGGGUUGCAACCCGCAUUCAUUUUACAGAUAUAGCUGGUAAACAUGAUCACAUUCUUCGUGGAAGAGUUGCCGAUUUAGUUUUAGACACACCACAAGUAAAUGCGCAUACUACAGCGUGUGAUAUUUUAUGGUCUGGAACUCCAAUCUUAACGCUCUGCGGUAAUGAUCAUAAAUGGUGCUCGAGAGUUGCUGCCUCAAUAUGCAAAGCAACCGGGUCCGGUGAUAAAAUGAUUGCCAAAGAUCAUGCUGAUUAUGAACGAAGGGCGAUCGAGCUUGCCAGGUCCGUAAGGUAUAAUUAUUGGCAACCUAAUUUUCCACAUUUUAUGCCCCCGCAAGUUCAUCGAAGUGGGGUUGGUGAACUUAUUGAAUUGAGGAAAAAACUCUUUCUAAAUCGCGAUAAUAUGAGGCUUUUUGAUACCCAAAGAAUUGUAUCAAAUCUUGAAAAAGGUUAUGCUAUGGCUUGGGAAUUUUGGGUUUCUGAUAAUGAAAAGAAUAUCAAGGUAUUAUGAAAAUGGAAAAGGAAGAAUUAAUUAAUGACCAAGUUUAGUUUAAUUGAUUAUAUGCAAAGAAUUUAUUUAAUUCCCUUUGUAAAACUCUUUUGGAAGAUUAUAGGAAAAUGUGUAAAAGAAUAAGGAUAUUAUUUAGUUGUAUAACAAAGGUAUUGUUGAACCCGCAUUACUUCAUUUAACAAGGCUUCAAAAAAAAUUUUUUUUUCUCUCUCUCUUUAGUAAUAAAAAAUUUCGAUGAUCCUAUAAUUUAUAGGACUUGUAAAUACUAAAUCUUUAACCUACGAAGAAAUUUUUUUAUUAAUAUUGUAGUAAGAUAGAAUCAUUACAAAACGUUUUUUUUUUUCAAAUAUUAACUGCAUUUUUCAUUAUAUUCUUGCGAAUAUCAUACCAAUAGAUUCAGUAUAAAUUUUAUUUUUUUUAAAAAAAAACCUUUAAUUUAAAAUCAAUGUAAUUUU
Messenger RNA from Rhizophagus irregularis DAOM 181602=DAOM 197198, 3928 nucleotides. The record is from RefSeq and is a predicted model, not a curated record. NCBI's taxonomy places the organism in Eukaryota, Fungi, Glomeromycota, Glomeromycetes, Glomerales, Glomeraceae.